Molecule: messenger RNA, 888 nt
Organism: Colletotrichum orchidophilum
Lineage: Eukaryota; Fungi; Ascomycota; Sordariomycetes; Glomerellales; Glomerellaceae
Product: allergen Asp F7
Exons: 1
Coding region: 1-888 (295 amino acids)
Source: RefSeq, a predicted model, not a curated record
AUGAAGACCGCCGCCUUCUUCUGCGCCGUACUAGCUACCACUGCCAUUGCCCAGCCCCAUCAGCAUGGAAGCAAACGCCGCCAUGUCCACGGCAAGCACCAGAAGCGCGCUCUCGUCACCGAAUGGGUUACCGAGAUCGCCUACGUGACCGAAUGGGUUGACUCAACCGCCACCGUCUGGGUUGAUCCCGAUGUCUCGUCUACCAGCUCUGCGCUUCCUACCACUUCCGUGCCCGCCCGGUUUUUCGAGCCCGCCAACCAGCCGUCUUACACCACCUUGUCAACCUCCACGAAGCCUUCGGCCGUUGCUUCCCCCGUCAAUGAGAUCCAGGAGCAGGCGCCCGCCCCCGCGCCUACCCCUUCCACGUCUACGCCCGCCCCUGCUCCCCAGACCCCGACUCCCGAGCCCGUCCCGACUUCAACCUCUCUCUACGUUGCUCCCCCGCCCGCUCCCCCGCCGGCUUCUUCAUCGUCCACUACUCCCGCGCCCGCUCCUCAGCCUACUACACCCAGCCAGGCCGCACCCUCGAGCACUUCCGCUGCUUCUGGCGGCUCCGGUGGUGGCUCCGGCGGCACCUCGUACACCGGUGACCUGACUUACUACACUGUUGGUCUUGGCGCCUGUGGCGAGGACGACAGCGGCAAAGACAACUCCGAAAACAUCGUUGCCGUCUCUUACUUGGUCAUGGGUUCCCAGUCCAACGGUAACCCGUAUUGCGGAAAGAAGGUCCAGAUCAGCGCUAAUGGCAAGACCACCACCGCCACUGUCCGUGAUAAGUGCAUGGGCUGCCAGGCAGAUGCCAUUGAUGUCAGCGAAAAGGCUUUCCUCGACAUUUUUGACAGCCUCGGUGUUGGUCGCGGAACAGUCGAGUGGAAAUUCCUUGACUAA